ACGUUACUGUCAAAUGUUUCAUACUUUCAUAGUUGUAAGAAUCGAAAAGGCCAUUACGUAUUUUACGAUAUUUAAAUUGAAUAGUCUCUAUAGGCCUGUUUACCGAACGUCAAAUAUUGCCAUUGCACCAAAUGCGGUUCAAUGUAAAACAAAAGUGAAAAAAGUUCAAAGCGUCAUUAUAGCGUCAUUAGAUUACAGCAAAUUUAUUUAAGAUUUUUUGGCUGUCGCAUCAUUGACUAUAUUCAAAAUGAGUGGAACAAAUAGUGAUUCUUCGAUGACAUCCCCAGUUACUUUUCAAACUCCGACUGUACCAAAAAGAUCCAGAUAUACCUCACCAGAAGAUGCGUUUGAAAGUUUUCUCAUGGCUGUUGGUAACCUUCUUGAAGCGGUUAAUGUGUACAGAGCAAAAAAUUACGGUAAUCUCGAUGUAAAGAAACUGGAGGAAGUACGUGGAAUCAUUGCUGUACAAAUAGAAGUACUACAAGAGGUGUCUAACAUUUGCGUCAUCGCUCAGCAAACCGAUGGAAACAUCCACAACGCAGCAAACGCUGAUGCAAUAAUAAAUUGUAAUCUCCAGAAAUUCCAUUCCCGAGCAAACUCGUCAAGCCAUGGACAGAACAAAAUGAGUGCCACAAAUAGUGACUCUUCGAACACACCAGGUACUUCGGUAACUCCGUCUCGUGGACGAAGAACCAAAAAUACAUCGCCAAAAUUUGCCUCUGAUCAUCUCGCCAAAGCCGUUGGAUUUCUUUUUAAGAUGGUUAAUAGAUACAAGUGCAGUUUAUUUAGUGAAGUCGAUACGGACAUGUUGAAGAAGAUAAAGUCAGCCAUUGAUCUGCAAGUGGCCGAACUUCAAAUUAUCUCUGCCAUGUGCGUGAUCAAUGAAAAAUCUUCCGAUGAAAGCAGCAGCAACUCAGCAGUUCUUCAACCAGGAAACUCUUCAACCAAUGCUUAGGCGAACAGCCACAUCUCACAUUAAAGGUCGACAUAAAACCUUGGCAACGGUAGCCGCAUUAAAAACUAUAAACAUAUUCGAUAAGUUAAAUUCCAUUGAGCUUUUUUAUAAAUAGAAUAGAUUUUUUUUGUUUCUCUAAUUUUUAAUAAUUUAAUAAAA
Molecule: messenger RNA, 1114 nt
Organism: Contarinia nasturtii (swede midge)
Lineage: Eukaryota; Metazoa; Arthropoda; Insecta; Diptera; Cecidomyiidae
Exons: 7
Coding region: 248-955 (235 amino acids)
Source: RefSeq, a predicted model, not a curated record